Messenger RNA from Amyelois transitella, 2064 nucleotides. It is a transcript of the gene Gad1, whose product is annotated as glutamate decarboxylase. Gene Ontology annotation, molecular function: carboxy-lyase activity; pyridoxal phosphate binding. The record is from RefSeq and is a predicted model, not a curated record. The coding region runs from base 115 to 1737 and encodes 540 amino acids. Gene Ontology annotation, cellular component: cytoplasm. Lineage: Eukaryota; Metazoa; Arthropoda; Insecta; Lepidoptera; Pyralidae. Gene Ontology annotation, biological process: carboxylic acid metabolic process. The transcript has 14 exons.
CUGUUUUUCAACAAAGAAUAUAUCUUACAAGUAGUGUUAACAUUUAAUUAGUAUAUCAAAUUAAUUGUAUAUAUAUAAGUGAUUUUUAAUAAGACUAGACGUAGAGGUUAGAGAAUGUCAAAAUUGAAUCUGGACGGAUUCUUUUCUUACUGCAAGCAAAUUGCAGGACAGAUACAGUUGGGAGAGAGGAUGGCAGCGCUGUCGGGUCAAGGGACUCCCAAGCUGACUUCGGCAGUGGGGAACCUCUACUAUGAUUCGAUUCUCCCCUACCGCGAGGAUGCGAACGCGCAAACCCGGGAAUUCCUGGCUCGAGUGGUCGACGUACUUUUGGACUACGUUCAGCAGGUCAAUGACCGCAACGAGAAGAUCCUGGAGUUCAAAAUGCCGGAGGAGAUGGAGAAGCUGCUGGACCUGCAACUCCGCGACGAGCCGCUCCCCCUGAAGCAGCUGCUGGAGGACUGCAAGACCACGCUCAAACACCAGGUCAAGACCGGUCACCCCCACUUCUUCAACCAGCUCUCCUCGGGCCUCGACAUCAUCUCUUUGGCCGGGGAAUGGCUGACGGCUGCCGCCAACACCAACAUGUUUACUUACGAGAUCGCGCCGGUCUUCAUUCUGAUGGAGAAUGUGGUUCUCCACAAGAUGAGGGAGAUCAUCGGGUGGAACUGCGGCGACUCAAUCCUGGCUCCAGGUGGUUCCGUGUCCAACUUGUACGCGUUCCUGGCCGCCCGCCACCACAAGUUCCCCCAGUACAAGGAGAAGGGUCUCACCAGCAUACCUGGUCAUCUAGUCAUGUUCACUUCUGAUCAGUGCCACUACUCUGUGAAAUCGUGCGCGUCAGUCUGCGGUCUGGGGACCGACUACUGCAUCUGCGUGCCGUCGGAUGAGCGCGGGCGCAUGAUCCCCGCUGAGCUGGAGAGACUCGUGAGAUACCACAAGGACAGGGGAGACGUCCCAUUCUUCGUGAACGCCACCUCUGGCACCACGGUGCUGGGGGCGUUCGACCCGCUGGUCGACAUCGCUGACAUCUGUCAGAAGUAUGACAUGUGGAUGCAUGUUGAUGCUGCUUGGGGCGGAGGCCUGCUGUUCUCCAAGAAGUACCGACACCCUCGGCUCACUGGCAUUGAGAGGGCUGACUCCGUCACCUGGAACCCCCACAAGCUGAUGGGCACCCUGCUGCAAUGCUCGACGGUCCACUUCAAGUAUGAGGGGAUUCUGCUGUCCUGCAACGCGAUGUCGGCGGAAUACCUGUUCAUGACCGACAAAAUUUAUGACCCCCGUUACGACACCGGCGACAAGGUCAUACAGUGCGGCCGACACAAUGACAUCUUCAAGCUGUGGCUUCAGUGGAGGGGCAAGGGCACCUCCGGCUUCGAACGCCUAAUGGACCGUCUGAUGGAGCUCUCUGAGUACAUGGUGCGCCGCAUCAAGGAGCAACCCGACAAGUUCUACCUGAUCCUGGAGCCGGAGCUGGUUAAUGUGUCGUUUUGGUAUCUGCCGAAGCAACUGAGGAAUCUGCCUCACGAUCGCAACAAGGAGAUUAAGCUGGGGAAGGUGUGCGCCAAACUGAAAGGUAAGAUGAUGCAAUCCGGUACCAUCAUGGUGGGCUACCAGCCCGACGACCGCCGCCCCAACUUCUUCCGCAACAUCAUAUCCUCAGCGGCCGUCACUGAGAAGGAUGUAGACUUCCUCCUCUCGGAGAUGGACCGCCUGGGUCAGGAUAUAGUUGUGGAUUAAAUUACUUUCGAGGCGAUGUAAGAACGUUUUGUUUUGUCUAUUCAACUUUUUUUUUAUUGGUUGGAUAAUUAAGUUGUUUAAGCAUCAUUAAGUAUUAUAAAGUUCGUAUAUUUUUCUCUGUGUCUGUAUGUGUGAACCAAUCUCGGAGUUGUGGACUGUUUGAAAUUAUGGUAAGAGGGUUUUCUGAGCAAGGUUUAAAUCUAUAAAUGCUACCCGUGCGAAGCUGAGGCCGAUCGCUAGUCUAUUAUAAAUUAUAGUACAUUUCAAAUAUAACUAAUAAUAAUUGUCAUAUCUUUUGGUUUCACAACAUCGGUUGACAUCGUAUAA